Thermochaetoides thermophila DSM 1495 is the source of this 2262-nucleotide messenger RNA. RefSeq lists its product as uncharacterized. NCBI's taxonomy places the organism in Eukaryota, Fungi, Ascomycota, Sordariomycetes, Sordariales, Chaetomiaceae. Gene Ontology annotation, biological process: regulation of DNA-templated transcription. Gene Ontology annotation, molecular function: DNA-binding transcription factor activity, RNA polymerase II-specific; zinc ion binding. The record is from RefSeq and is a predicted model, not a curated record. The coding region runs from base 1 to 2262 and encodes 753 amino acids. The transcript has 4 exons.
AUGGGGAGACGGCCAAAUGCCCUGAUAUUGCAAUACUUCGAGCGCGGUCCGAAGCUACAGGACCAGAGCAAUCGCUAUCCCCACACUUGCAAAGCAUGCGGAGAGCAUUUCCCUCGUGGACGUCUUGAUAGUCUGACCAACCAUUUGACCAAAAAAUGCCCGGCCAUCAGCGAGGCCGAGAGGGUGAAUGCCCUGCUGACUAUGUCCGGCAUGAGCCAUGCCUCGCAGCGCUUCCAGCAGCAGACCCAGGCCCAGGCCCAGGCCCAGGCCCAGGCUCAGGCUCAGGCUCAGGCGCAAGUCCAGGCUCGCGUCCAAGCCAAUGGCUCGGCGAUGGAUCUUCCCAUGAUGCAGCGCGACUGGACUGCCCUGGGAGUGCUCGCUGAAGUCUCCCGACAGAUCGACCUCAACGAGAAGAACGAUGAUCGCGGCCAACCAAAUGGCGCCGUUCCCCAGACAUCUACACCAUCCGCCUCACAGCCUGGUGUGGGAUUCGAUCUCCACGAGCAGUUUACUGUGGACAACCCUUCUGUGAGCCACGAAAAUGUUGAGUCUACUUCGACCGAAGCUACGGAGCAAGGCCUUACUCCGGAAGAGCGGCUUCAGGAAAUUCUGCGCGCCGAUAAUGAUGCGAACACCGAGUCCGCAAAUAUCACUAUGGCAGCCGCCGCGACCGCGCGGUUACAUCCGUCUUAUCUUGAUCCAGAGAUACUGGGUGAACAAGCUGCUGCCGCUGCCGAAGCUGCUACUGCCACUGCUAAUGCAGCCGCUGCAGCUGCAGCUGCCGCGGCGGCAGCUGCCAGUAACAACAGUCUGCCAGUUGCAGACAUGACCGGGGCACCCGCUGGCCCUGCCCCUGGCGUGGAAGAGCUCCAAACCACCCCAGGGGCUCCCGCCGUCCCUAGCCCAGGGGCUCCGCAGACAUGGGGAGAACUGGCAUAUGCGACGGAUUCUUUCCAGGCAACCAUCACGAACAACAGUGCUAUGCAUCCGGCGGCCCCAGCUGGCAAGGGAAUGUUCCGCGUUGAAGGCACUGCGAAGGCGCGUCAUUCGCGGGCACGAUUUAAUGCCAUCCGGAGGAAAGAGGUCCAGGAAGUUCGCAAGAUUGGCGCUUGCAUCCGGUGCCGCGUACUGCGCAAGACAUGUUCUCAAGGGUCUCCCUGUGAGACUUGUAAGAAGGUGCUGUCUCCGCGGGUGUGGCGUACGGGCUGUGUUCGGACCAAAUUUUCGGAGCAGCUAGACCUGUAUUCGGCAGGCGUCCAGAUUGUUCUUGCCCAGGCCAGGGUCAAUAGCCUAAAGCAGGCUAUGAGCCUAGGGAAUCACGGUGUCCUCAUUGAGGCCUGUCAUUUUCCCGAAUGCUCCCCCCGCCUGCAGCUGCAAGUUCUUCAGCGCGAUCCCGGCAGGGAUGCCGAGGGGAAGCUGAUCGAUGCCUCUAUGGCAGACGAAAAGCCUACCAACUACCCCAUCGUCAUGCUGGACAACGAGAAUCAAGAUGUGCCCGCCAGAGUCGAGGCUUACAUGCGCGAGAUCCUGUCCGAGCUGAUUGUGCGGGAACCGUCACACUUUGUCCGUGUCACCCUUCAAACCGCAGUUGAUAUUGCCAGUAAGACCAAUGAUGAGCUGCUCAAGAAGUCUCUUGAAUUGUGGGGUUUGGUUGAGAUUUUGGACCGGGAGCGUCAGUGGACUAUCAAUGCCAAAACCUGGGCUGAGGAUACACCGGCGAAGACCAUCAAGGAGGAUACCGAUAAGAAUCUUUUCGACACCAUUUGCCUUCAGCUUGCUGCGGCGGCCGAGAGGAAGGCUGCCGCCACGAGCAAAAUCCUGCUCACUGGUAUGCAACGUGUGCUGCAGGACAGCAAGGUGAAAAUCGAUUUCAACAUGUACUUUGCUGUUCUUAUCCUGCUCAACUGUGUCGAGAAGUCUAGCUGGGCCUUUAAAGCCUGGGAGCAGGAGAACUUGCGUGACCUCUGGCCGCUGGAGAAAGAGCCUGUUACUUUUGCCCAGCAAGGCUAUGUCAUCGCCGAUCUGCUCCACAUGCUGCUCGGCAUCAGAAAGGCCUUGCCGCGAACUAUGCGCCGCGAGGUCGACGGCAAGCUGGUCACUGAGGAGGAGAACCCUAUUAUCAGGGGAUAUUUUGAGGCGAUCAACCUCGAUUUUGCCCAUGUCAAGGCAAAGAAGGAACGCCCAACUUUCUCCCCUACGGAUUCGAGGUCGUUCGAGCUUCUCUUUUGCUCUACACUCCUGCUCCCCCCUUCGGAUUCCUAA